Molecule: messenger RNA, 3869 nt
Organism: Oncorhynchus gorbuscha (pink salmon)
Lineage: Eukaryota; Metazoa; Chordata; Actinopteri; Salmoniformes; Salmonidae
Product: gastrula zinc finger protein XlCGF26.1-like
Exons: 2
Coding region: 2-1813 (603 amino acids)
Biological process (GO): regulation of DNA-templated transcription
Molecular function (GO): DNA-binding transcription factor activity, RNA polymerase II-specific; RNA polymerase II cis-regulatory region sequence-specific DNA binding
Source: RefSeq, a predicted model, not a curated record
CAUGUUGAUGACACUUUUUUACUAUUAUGUGGGGGACUUUAAUUUCGAAAAAUUACGAAAUGUCGUGACCGGGAAGUACUUUUUUAGUGUUGCUGACGAGACGCUGAUUUUUGCGCCGUUGUUUUUGUCCAAAAACGAACAUAGCGAAAGACAGAAAAUUAGACUGCACCCCUUCCCUCCGUCUAUCAAGAUGGAUAACUUGAUUAAUGAACACCAAAGCCGCAAUGAUCCAGAGAACAAUGAUUCACCUGAAAUAAAGAUUGAAAUAGAUGAGGUGCGCAUUGAGUACACUCAACAGAUGAACACACUGGAAGAAGAGAAUCUAAGUGAUCAGCCAGCAAACCAAGCAGACAGUUCUGAUUUAUCACAGGAGGAUUCUGAGUCUGAUUCAGAGUCUUUCUCUUGUACACAGUGUGACAAGAGCUUCCGUACCGCCUUACAUUUGAAAAAACACCAGAUUAGGCACACUGAUAAAACCCUACACUAUUGCAUAACUUGUGAGAAGAGCUUCCCUUAUGCAUCGCUCUUAAAGCAGCACCUAACAAUGCAUGAUGCUGACAGAACAUACUGUUGCACAAAAUGCGAAAAGAGCUUCCGAUCUGCACCGUGCCUAAGGAAGCACCUGACAACGCACGGUGAGAAGAAUCACGGUUGCACCGAGUGCGAUAGGAAAUUCUGUUCAGCAUCUCGCUUAAAAAGGCACAUGACAACACAUAGUGGGGAAAGACCACAUGUUUGCACCGCCUGUGGGAAGAGUUUUACCCGACCAGAGAGCUUAAAGAAUCAUCAGCUAAAUCACCAAGGGGAGAAGCUGCACACCUGCCACGACUGUGGAAAGAGCUACAGUGUGCUGAAGUUCCUUAAAGAACAUAUGAAAGUCCACGAGGGUCCCCACAUCUGCUCUCAGUGUGGGAAGAGCUACACACUCCUCUACAACUUGAAAAUGCAUAUGUCAGCAGCACAUGGAGAGGAAAAAGCAUUGCCCUGCUCUGAAUGUGGGAAAAGUUUUGUUUCAGAGUACCGUCUGCGAAAGCAUCAGAAGCAAGUACACAGAACAGCCUUCCCCUGCCCUGAAUGUGGGCGAAGCUUCUCCACACUGUCCAUAUUGCAAGAGCAUCAGUCAAACCAUACUGGUAUCAAACCGCAUUCUUGUGAGGAGUGUGGGAAGAGCUUUGGCCUUCUGGAUGGUCUUCAGAGGCACCAGUACACACACAGGCCCAAACCAGAAAAAUCCUGCCUCUGUGAGGAGUGUGGAAAAAGCUUUCUUAACCUCACCCAACUGGCCAGACAUAAACAAGUUCAUUCCAAUGUUAAGUCCCACACGUGUGAGGAGUGUGGUAAAAAAUUCAAACAGAUCGGAGGUUUGAGAAUACACCGCCGCACUCACACAGGGGAGACACCGUUCUCUUGCAAAGAAUGCAGUAAAACAUUUACGCAGGCCAGCUCCUUGAAGGUUCAUAUGUUAACCCACACAGGAGAGAGGUCAUUCUCGUGUAAGGAGUGUGGCAAGACAUUCAACAUCGCAAAGACAUUACGGCUUCAUAUGCGCAUUCACACAGGAGAGAAACCACAUAAAUGCCCUGAUUGUGGGAAGGGAUACCAUCAUGCUCAAGGACUCAGAAUGCACCUGCUAUUUCACAAGGGUGAACGACGGCACACAUGUACUUACUGUGACAAGAGUUUCUUUCUGCCAGGACAUUUAAGAGCACACAUCCGACUACACACUGGAGAGAAACCUUACCUCUGCUCUAAUUGUGGGAAGAGCUUCAAUCGUGCUUGGAAUUUAAAGCAACACAAGAAAAUAUGUCAGUGAUUCAUUUCACCACAAACUGAACUUUCCACAGCAUGUUAUUGUGGGGCUCCUUUUUUGUAAUAUUCUGCCUAUGAUACAUUGUGCUCUAUGCCAAACUAGUCUAAUAAUACAUUAAAUAAAGGUGGUGACUUAUUUUGCAUUGAAUUUGCAUUACAUUUGCUUUAUCCAUUUAUAAUCUGUAUGUUGUUGUGGCAACAAAGUAGAUGACAUGCUCUAUGUAGCCUACUUUGGCUGGGCCAUAUUGUGUGAUGGGGAUACUUGUACUGUAUGACAAACUUUUAGUGAAGAAUGAUUGAUUUGAAUGUAAACAUGUGGUGUCCAAAAUGAACCCUAGAGGGUAGAACUAAACCAAGGAUCUGGAUAUUAUCAUAUCACUCUAGCAGAGAAACCUCCAGCUUUAUUCAAUGCCUUGAUAUGUACGUUCUCAAAAUCUACUUAGAAAGAAUAUACAGCUACGUUAUUUCUGUCAAUAUGCUAUACUGUAUAUACACUCAGUGGCCAGCUUAUUAGGAACACCCAUCUAGUAUCGCGUCAGACCCCCCUUUGCCUCCAGAAUAGAAUUCUUCAGGCAUGAAAUGUUGCUCAAUUGGUAUCAAGGGACCUAACGUGUGCCAGAAAACAUUCCCCACACCAUUACACCACCGCCACCAGCCUGUACCAUUGACACCAGGCAGGAUGGGGCCAUGGACUCAUGUUGCUUACGCCAAAUUCUGACUCUGCCAUCACAUGACGCAACAGGAACCGGGAUUCGUCGGACCAGGCAACUUUUGUCCACUCCUCAAUUGUCCAGUGUUGGUGAUCGCGUGCCCACUGGAACCAAUUCUUCUUGUUUUUAGCUGAUAAGAGUGGAACCCGGUGUGGUCGUCUGCUGUAAUAGCCCAUCUGUGACAAGGACCAAAGAGUUGUGCGUUCUGAGAUGCUGUUCUGCACACCACUGUUGUACUGCGUUGUUAUUUGCCCGUUUGUGGCCCACCUGUUAGCUUACAUGAUUCUUGCCAUUCUCCUUCGACCACUUAUCAAUGAACUGUUUUCGUCCACAGAACUGCCGCUGACUGGAUGUUUUUUGUUUGUCGCACCAUUCUCGGUAAACCCUAGACACUGUCGUGCGUGAGAAACACGUGUUUCUGAGAUACUGGAACCGGCACCCCUGGCACCGACAAUCAUACCACGUUCAAAGCUGCUUAGAUCACUUGUUUUGCCCAUUAUAACGUUCAAUUGAACAGUAACUGAAUGCCUCGAUGCCUGUCUGCCAGCUUUAUAUAGCAGGCCACUUGACUCACUGUCUGUAGGAGCAAACCAUUUUCGUGAACGGGUUUGUGUACUUAAUAUACUGGCCUCUUCGUGUAUAUUGCUUUGUAAAAUAAGAACAAAAUAAUCCUGAAUAUGCCUUGUAUAAUCUCGAACAUCCCUCUGUAGCAUGGCUUAAACUAGCCAUUUUCACUGUUUAUUUUUACCAUUUGAAUACAUGUAUUCCAAAAAAAAUGACUGCUCUGUGUUAUUUUUCUUUGCUGCAACUGUAUUAGUAUUUAGAGACGAUGCACUUGUAGAGGCCACACUAUGAGUUACAUUUCUAUGUUUGGGUGAAUUUUUAUCAAGACAAGGUAUGUUCUAAUUAUGUUAUUGCUGAAUCAUAUCCACUUCACACAGGACAUGGCUAACAUAAUGGAGAGAACAUCAGUGUAUUCAAUGUUUCUAAGGUAAACCCCUGUCUUGUACUGUACUACUGUACACCCAGGCAAGGUGAGCAUACCUCAGCAACUAGUCUGUGUUCCAUGUCUAUGUCCAGGUAAAUUCCUCCCUUUUACUGUACUGUACUUCGGGUAUCAAUCAGAGGGAGACGGGAAUGUGUCCGCUUUGAAUGAAAUCGAAUCCUCCUUCACUUACAUCCUCUGGGUCUGCGUUUUGGCCUGCUCUCUCUGUGUGGUGCUCAGUGCACUGUGCACUUACAGGCUGAGACUCAGUGUCAUUACCGCUCUAAUCACAUUCGGGCUCCGGAGCAGGUAGGCACUGACUCUGGAAGCAUACAGGGAAGACUGUUUGUACUGUAAGUGUUACU